CAAAAUAGUCCCACGAAAAUAGCGAGCGUAUUUAGUGUUUAUUUUUUAUAAAAUUUCGUUGGAAGGUCUGACGAUCACGGGGCGCAUGUUGAGCAGAGGUCGCAUUGAGUCGUGACGAAGCUCGAAUCGCAUGAGCCAGCAUGGCUAUGGCUGCUGCAGCGUACGAGCUAGAUGCGGAUGGAACAAAGUUCAUUCCUGCAACGCAGCGACCUGACGGUACAUGGAGGAAGCCCCGACGCGUCCGCGACGGCUACGUGCCCCAGGAGGAGGUCCCGCUCUAUGAGAGCAAAGGCAAGCAGUUUAAGGCUCGCCAAUCCACUGGACUCCCAGUUGGUCUAACCCCGGAAAUUGUGGCCGAGGCUCAGAAAAAGAAAUCUGGCACCAUACAGCCCAUACCGGGCAUGAUUAUUAAUGUUGAAAAGAAAAAGAAGAAGAAAAAGAAAUCAGGUGCUGAGGAAACUGCAGAAAAACUUGCCAAAUGCGAAAUAACAGAACCCACAUUCAACAGUCCCUCCCCCUCCCUCUCAGCUGCCGGGACCACUGACCCCGCCAAGCGGCUCAAAAACCUACGAAAAAAACUCAGAGACAUAGAAACUCUGGAAGAAAAAGUCAAAUCAGGCGUCCUCAAGACUCCGGACAAGGAUCAAAAGGAGAAAAUGUCAAAGAAACCCUCAAUCUUAAAAGAAAUAGAAGUACUAGAGAAAGAAGUCAGUGAAUGAAGCCAAAUGGAUUAUGUGUAAUUUAAGAUUUUAAAUCAAUUUUGUUAUUUUCAACAUGAAUUGUUGUCACAUGGCGACAUGGCAAUACAUACUGAUGAAAUUUCUUUAAAUCAAAUUAAAUUAUUUACAAGAA
This is a messenger RNA of Cydia splendana, 852 nucleotides long. RefSeq names its product partner of Y14 and mago (gene Pym). Gene Ontology annotation, molecular function: RNA binding. The transcript has 3 exons. The record is from RefSeq and is a predicted model, not a curated record. Gene Ontology annotation, cellular component: exon-exon junction complex; cytoplasm. Gene Ontology annotation, biological process: exon-exon junction complex disassembly. The coding region runs from base 141 to 719 and encodes 192 amino acids. Lineage: Eukaryota; Metazoa; Arthropoda; Insecta; Lepidoptera; Tortricidae.